Messenger RNA from Electrophorus electricus (electric eel), 6546 nucleotides. It is a transcript of the gene ptprz1a, whose product is annotated as protein tyrosine phosphatase receptor type Z1a. NCBI's taxonomy places the organism in Eukaryota, Metazoa, Chordata, Actinopteri, Gymnotiformes, Gymnotidae. The record is from RefSeq and is a predicted model, not a curated record. Gene Ontology annotation, molecular function: protein tyrosine phosphatase activity; protein binding. Gene Ontology annotation, biological process: peptidyl-tyrosine dephosphorylation.
CACACCUCGCGUAUCGCCGAAGCGAUGCAUUCGCUCCGGGUUGGACCCCUAUAUUCAUUGAAAUGGCUCGUAUGUAACAGGAACAUCAACUCCCACAUUAACCAAAUGUAAUAUUUUUUCUGGUUCGUCGGAUGUGGAGUUCCUUGUCGUGUUGGUUCGCAGGUUUUUCCAUUCGCUAAUCUUUGCAAGAAGAAUAUGGAAGCAGUCGGCAGCAAAUAUACAUUUUUUAUGGUUGUGUUAGUCAUCUGUCAAAUAGCAGACGUAUCACAAGCCUAUGGAUUCAGAUCACAAAAGAAGCUUGCAGAAAACAUAGACUGGUCAUACACAGGAACACUAAACCAGAACAAAUGGGCCAAGAAAUACCCGUCAUGUAACAGCGCUAAGCAGUCCCCAAUAAACAUUGAGGAGAGCCUGGCACAGGUCAAAGUUCAUUUCCAAAAGCUGAAGUUAAAGGGCUGGGAGAAGCACACCUCUGAGGACACUACAGUAAAGAAUGAUGGCAAGACAGUGGCCAUAGAUGUGGGUGGGGAGUUCUAUGUAAGUGGAGGGGGGCUAAGGUCCACGUUUAGGGUGGGCCGUAUCACAUUUCACUGGGGCCACUGCAAUGCCUCCUCUGAUGGCUCUGAGCAUGGCUUCAAUGGAGUAAAAUUCCCCUUGGAGAUGCAGAUAUAUUGUUAUGAAGCCCAUCAUUACAAUCAGUCAAUUGAUGAUGUCCUGAAGGAUGGUGGAAAGAUUAUUGCUCUCUCUGUGUUGUUUGAGACAAGUGUUGAAGAUAAUGAAAACUAUGAAGCCAUCAUUGAUGCAGUCAACAGUGUCAGCAGAUAUGGCAAGAGUGCCAGUGUGACUCCUUUCAUUCUGCAAAGCCUUCUCCCCAACUCCAUGGAGAAGUACUUCAUUUAUAAUGGCUCCCUCACUUACCCUCCAUGCUCUGAGACUGUGGAAUGGAUUGUCUUUAAGAAUACUGUAGCCAUCUCUGAUGCACAGCUGGAGAUAUUCUGUGAGGUGAUGACCAUGCAGCAGACUGGCUAUGUAAUUCUGAUGGACUACCUCCAAAAUAACUACAGAGAGCAACAGCCUCACUUCAUGGGACAGAUCUUUUCUUCAUACACUGGCACAGAAGAACUCAUCACACCAAUUUGUAGCUCGGAACCAGAAAAUGUGCAAGUAUAUCCGCACAACUAUUCCAGUCUGCUGGUGAUGUGGGAGAGGCCCCGUGCUGUCUAUGAUGCUGCCAUAGAGAAAUACGCCGUCACCUACUGGCAGCCGCAGGGAGACAACCCACCCAAACUUGAGUACCUUACUGAUGGAGACCAGGAUGUAGGAGCCAUCAUCCAGGACUUGUCAGCCAACACCAGCUACAUGCUGCAGGUGGUAGCCGUGUGUACUAAUGGUCUGUACGGUCGUAGAAGUGAGCUGCUGAUGGUGGACAUACCCGUGGAUGACCCUGAAUCAGACCCCGAUCCUGAUCCUUUUGAAUCUGCAGAGGAGGAUUAUUUACUCAACCCCUUUUGGGUUAGGCCUGACUCAGGUCAAGGCCCCUAUCCAGUCCAAACCACUACAGCUCAGCCCAGGGUUACUACAGAGCAACCAGUCCCUCCAGUCUAUGGUUUAAAGACAACCACGUCUACAUCUUCUGAAAAUCUUUACCUUGGCGUUUCAGUGAAAUCCACUACCCAACCUACCAUCAUGACCACUACCACUACUUUCAUCACAGAUAUACUGACUUCACAGUCAGAUUAUUGUGGUAACACACCACCAAACACCAUCCCAGAAGGUGAUGACAGCAGUUACGGCUUUACAGCAACCCCAGUAGAAGGUGAUGACAGCAGUUACAGCUUUACAGAACCUCCAGCAGAAGGUGAUGACAGGAGAUACAGCUUUACAGAACCUCCAGCAGAAGGUGAUGAUAGGAGAUACAGCUUUACAGAACCUCCAGCAGAAGGUGAUGAUAGGAGAUACAGCUUUACAGAACCUCCAGCAGAAGGUGAUGACAGCAGACACAGCUUUACAGAGCCUCCAGUAGAAGGUGAUAUUGGCACUUACAGCUUUACAGAACCUCCAGUAGAAGGAGAUGGCAGCAGUUACAGUUUUACAAAACAUCCAAUAGAAAGUAAUGACAGCAGAUACAGGUUUACAGAAGCUCCAGUAGAAACUGCCACCCUUGACACAGAGGCUACAUUGAGCCCACCUGCAGGUGGAGGAGAGCUCACUAAGUCAGACUUCUAUGAAGAGAGCCAGAUUACUCUAACGCCCCUCGUCGAAAGCUCUGAAGCACAAACCUCCUCCUCCCUCCUGCCAGAGGACCCACAGCCUACAACUCCCAGUGUGCCUUUUCCCACCAUCACAGCCUUCAGUGCUGCUAUUUUGCAAACCACUGAGCCAGUGUUUAAGGGUGAGAGCUCCUCCUCUGCCCCAUGUGUAUCUGACUCCCCAUUCUGCCUGCAUGCCAGUCCUGUGUUCCUCCCCCCCUCUAGCACUGUGUUGUCUGAGUCUGCAUCCACCCCAGCAUGGAAUGUCCCAUAUACUGCUACCGUGCUGGUGUCGGAUGAGACAUGGCCUGUCAACUCCUUCAGCUCUGUGUCUCAUGGGGACGUCUCUAGUGGUUGUGGUGAUGUUGAUGAUGGUGAUGAUGGUGACGUGAUGUCUGGGUCAGCCUCAGGGGCUCCUCCAUGUAGCUCCACUCUACGCCUUCAAACCUUACCUGACUUGGCGCUCUCAACUUGGUCCGACUUGGAGCUGCACCCGUUCUACUCCAAGCCUCUCAGCACUGCUUCUCCACCAAGCCCUCUCCCAUCCAUGCGGUCUUCGGUCCCCUUCUUUGGUGACCACUCCCUGGUGACAGCCACACCUUACUUCACCUCCUCUCUCUCAGGUAUUGUGGAGGACACCAGCCUGUUGGUGGAGUGGGCUGACUCUUCUGUGGUAGCCCUCACUGUUAGCCAAGACAACAACGCUCCUUGCACUCGCUGUCCCGGUGCAACCUCAUCGCAUGUGUCUAUCAAGAGCUUUCUGCAUGCCUCUCCUCUCUUCCUGAUGCCCUCCUCCACCUGGGGCCUGCCCCUUGGUGGAGGCUUCUCGGGUGACCUGUCUAGUGUGGUAGACCAUUCGCUUCUGUCUUCCUCCAGUGCAGGGAUUCCCAUAUGUAGUGCAGCAGACUGGGAGCUGUGUUCUGGGGUUCUUCCAUCUCCUCUUGUCUCUCAUACUGAACCUUCUAGUGACUUACACUUCUCUAUUACAGCCAAUGUGGGCAGCAUCAUGCACAGCAAAAUCUUCCAGCUCCCGCGAGCUUCAGUUGCUUUGGAAGCCCCCACUCAGUCGCCUACUUCAGGCCCAGAGACAGCCUCGCCACGCACACAGUCUGGCGAAGGGCCUCUGGACAGUAGCGCCUCUGGCUGGGUCAUGGACCAAGACUGGGGCCAGAGCUCAGCUUCAGGAGAUGGGAAUCCUGCAUCUCACACCCCCACCACCUUCCCUACAGAGGGGCUGCCUGAAGAGGCAGAAGAGGAGCACUCCUCAUCCUUCUACUUUGAGAGCGAGAAUGUAACAGAGAGCAAGGUUACCACGGCAGCAGUUUCCCUCCCCCCUAGCCCACCCUGGGCCAUGGGAAGUGUAGAAGAAGACAGUGGCUCAGGCGAGAGCCUUACGGAUAACGAGACGUCCUCUGAUUUCAGCAUCCCAGAGCGCGCUGACAAAGACUCAGAGGAUGAACCGGUGGCAGAUGCCAGUAACAGUAGUCAUGAGUCCCGGGUGGGCCUGGUAGGCAGUAUGGAGCAUCAGAGGAAAGCUAUGGUUCCUCUGGCUGUGGUCUCUGCUCUCACCUUGCUCUGUCUUAUCAUUCUGAUGGGCAUUCUCAUCUACUGGAGAAAGUGCUUUCAAACUGCUCAUUUCUACAUAGAGGAUAGCACUUCUCCAAAAGUCAUAUCAUCUUCUCCUACUCCUAUUUAUAAUCACUCAGAUGAGCAUGAGCUUUUCUCAGCAAAGCAAUUUGUUAAACAUGUUGCAGAACUUCACAACAACAACUCUUUCUCUCGUGAGUUUGAGAUAUUGAAAGAUUAUUUUGAGGCAGUUCAGGCAUGCACUGUAGAUCUGGGAACUACAGUAGACAGCUCCAGCCACCCAGACAACAAGAGCAAGAACCGAUACAUCAACAUUUUAGCCUAUGACCAUAGCAGAGUCAGACUCCUACCCCUGUCUGACAAAGAAGGAAAGUCUGAAGGUGACUACAUUAAUGCCAACUAUGUGGAUGGUUUCAAUAAACCAAGGACUUACAUAGCAGCCCAGGGCCCUCUGAAAUCAAGCACUGCGGACUUCUGGAGGAUGGUGUGGGAGCAGAAUGUAGGAGUGAUAAUCAUGAUCACAAACCUCAUGGAGAAAGGAAGAAGAAAGUGUGACCAGUACUGGCCACUGGAGACCCAAGAAGAGUACGGUUGUUUCCUUGUGACUGUUAAGAGCACCGAGGUCAUGGCCUUCUACACCCAGAGAACCUUCACUAUAAGAAACACACAUGUAAAAAAGGGCUGCCAGAGGGCUCAUGUUCAGGAGAGGAUGGUAGUCCACUACCAGUACACGCAGUGGCCAGACAUGGGCGUGCCUCACCACGUCCUCCCAGUGCUUUCAUUUGUCCGCAGCGCCUCCAGAGCCAGGAGAGAAGACAUGGGGCCUGUGGUGGUGCACUGCAGUGCGGGAGUUGGGCGAACAGGCACUUACAUUGUGCUGGAUAGUAUGAUAAAGCAGAUCAAAUCACAAGGUACAGUGAAUAUCAUGGGUUUCCUCAAACACAUCCGCACACAGAGGAACUACCUUGUGCAGACUGAGGAACAGUAUGUCUUCAUUCAUGAUGUAUUGGUAGAAGCGAUACUGAGUAAGGAGACUGAGGUGCCCACAAGUUGUAUCCAUAGUUAUGUCAAUGACCUGCUGACCACUGGACCUUCAUGCAGGACACGGAUGGAAAAGCAGUUCAAACUGGUGAGCCAAUCCAAUGCUAAGCAGUAUGAUUACUCAUCUGCUCUGAAAGAGUGCAACAGGGAGAAGAACAGAAGCUCCACACUGAUACCUGUGGAGAGUUCAAGAGUAUGUUUGUCAACAUCAAUAGAGGAGACCUCAGACUACAUCAAUGCUUCUUAUAUUAUGGGUUAUCAUCAGAAAAACGAAUACAUCAUUACCCAGAAUCCUUUGCCCAAUACAGUGAAAGAUUUCUGGAGGAUGAUUUGGGAUCACAAUGCCCAAGUUAUUGUCUCACUGCCUAAUACACCCAAUGUGAUGGAUGUGCCUGAGCAAGUGGCCUUCUGGCCCGGAAAAGAUCAGUCAAUCCACUGUAACAUGUUCACAGUAACCUUAAGAAAAGAGGAGCAUAUGUGCCUGUCUAAUGAGGAGAUGCUGACUGUGCAGGAUUACCUCCUGGAAGCUACUCAGGAUGACUAUGUUCUGGAAGUGAGGCACUACCGUGGUCCUCGCUGGCCCAACCCAGACAGCCCAAUCAGUAACACUUUUGAGCUGAUCAACAUUGUCCGAAGGGAGCGGUGCUCUGCAGAGGGGCCCAUGGUUGUACAUGAUGACUAUGGAGGUGUGACGGCUGGGACAUUCUGCUCCCUCUACACCAUGCUACAGCAGAUGGAGGCUCAUAGUGCGGUGGACAUUUACCUGGUGGCCAAGAUGACCAACCUCAUGAGGCCAGGGAUCUUCACUGACAUAGAGCAGUACCAAUUCCUCUACAAAGCCAUCUUGAGUCUGGUUGGAACCCAAGAGGAUGAGAAAACACUCCAGUCCUCCAACAACAAUGGUGCAGUCCCAGGAGGCCCAGCAAGCGCCUCAGAGAGCCUGGAAUCCCUGGUGUAGCCAUAGCAACAAGCAUACACAGCUCACAAGGGCUGUCCCAUAACACCUGCUGUGCUGCUCUGCUUUUUAUCUGUUUGUUUCCUGUCUUCAGAUGACAGACCUGCAUGCAGCACUUGGUAUGAGCUUGGAACUUGGAAUGUGUAUCUUUGUACAUUCAUUUUGUUUGACCACUUUGAUAUAAUAGCCUUUGCCUCUGACACUUUGUAUUAACCUUACUAAUUUCUUUUCAUAGGAUUUCAUAUUUAUUGGCAUUACAGCUAAUUUAAAUGAGGGAAAUCAUUUUUAAUAAUACAUUUUGUUAGUCUAUAUUUUGUAGUAACCAAGGGCCACAUGGAUUUUUCACAUGGAUGUAAAUACAAAGAAUGUGGCAAUUUUUUUUCCGUCACAAUUUUCAGACAAGGGCAUGGAAAAAUAUUCUAAUUUGUAAAUAAUAUUAUAGCAACCUCGUCAAUGGACCAAAAUUCUAUUUAUAAGUCUAGAUUUUUAUAUUUUACUACUGUUGAGGCUGUAGCGCUUUACACUGUAUCUAUGAAUGCACUCAAAUAAUCUAGUGAAACAUUGUUCUAAUAUUUCUGAGGUCCCAGUAUUUUGUACUGUAAUUCACUUAAUAGAAAACAUGAUAUACUGAUACCCUCUAGCUGUAAAUAGAAAACAUUUCUGCUGUAUGUAGGAUUAAUCGCAACAGAAUAAAACCAAACAAUCAGGAAUAUA